CCUCUCUCUCUCUCUGUGUCCACCUCGCCCCCUGUGCAGAUCGAGCCGCGGCUUCUGGGCCUCAAACACCUCAUUUCCAGCUUCCCGUGUCGCUGAUUCGUCCGUCUUUGUUUCUUGAGACCCGUCUGCCAGUACUCCUGCAAUCAUAGCCUGGACGAGCAAGAACCCAACGGGUGAGCGCAUCGACCGUCCACGCAGUUCAGGGCACACAUCGCAAUAUCAGUCUAGCAUCCCUGGGCACGAUGGCACUUGGCUCGCUACAAAGGGACUGCUCGUCUCUGUCUCCUUCAUCGCCGCCCUCUUUGUCUUGUUUCCUCGCCGUGUUUCUUCCACCUCCGCUUCACAGGCCGGCUCUGUCGCUCUUUUCAGAUCCAGUUCACUCUUUCUUCGUUCCGCCCUGCUUCUCCUCCGUAGCCGACCAGUCAUUCAUUUUAUCAUUCAGCGGAUACGGAUCUCCUGCUUGAUCAUUGUGCCUUCGCCAACAAUAGAACGCUCGCGAGAUCAAUACCCCCGUCCUUUUGAGAGCACUGCGUUUCGCUGCGCUCUUCAAACCCGGAGAUCUCUUUAACAAAGCUCUAUUCUUUCUUUCCCACCUUUACCUUUGCCUUCACAGCACCAGCAACAACAUGAAGUCCUUCCUUGGCGCGUCUGCUGCGCUGCUUACUGCCGUGUCGGCCCACUCAUGGCUGGAGUGUACUGACUAUGACAACUCUGAGAUCCUGCCCUGGAUGCAAAGCAACUCUACACUCAACCCUCCCGUCAUCGUCGACCCUGGCAUGCCCUGGUUUGCGGACGUUUACUGCAAGGCCUACCCGCGUGCGAAGCAGUAUGGCGGCAAUUGGAUCGAUGAGUCCACAAACUACGUCUGGAACAUCGCCGCUGAGAGCUUCAACAUGGGCCCGUCAAAGCCUGCCGACACACACGCCUGCCCGCCCGAGCAGCGCACGCCCACUUAUUACCCGAACGCGCCAAUGAAGACGGCCGCUCCGGGUGACACGAUCAAGCUCUUCUUCGGUGGUAAUGGCCAUACCCGUGGCUUUAACACCGGCGGUACUUCGAACCCGAAUCCACUGGGCCCUGGAACCGUUUCUGUCUACUGGAAGGGCGCCCCAGAGCAGGAGAUCACAGAUAUUUCCGAGUUCACACCUGAGAACCUGCUGCAGUCCAACGGCUUUGCCGAGGAAUCUUUCAGUUAUCCUGCAGAUCCUAACAUUAAGACUCCAGACCAAGGCCUUGUCGACAAGGGCAACUGGCAGUCGCUGAAGCUCCCAGCCGAUAUGGCUCCUGGCCGCCACAUGUUCGUUUGGGUAUGGACAUACGCUGGAAGCGAUGCUCCACAGUGGAGUACCUGCUUCGACGUGACUAUUGAAGGCUCGCCAAGCUCUGGCUCUAGCUCCGCCAGCGAAAGCUCGUACAGUGCAUCACCUGUUGCCAACGCCGUCAAUGCCGCUGCUGAAAGCCCGGCAACCACUCCUGUCCCAACGCCCGCAACUACUGAUGCCCCAACUCCCGUAACCACCGUUUGGGACAACAGCGUUGAGACUGUGUACACAACAGUCGAUGUGUGGACCACUGUGUGGGACUACCAGAAGCGCAAUCACGUUCGCCAAUUCAAGCCGUGAGAGUCUUGACGGACGCCGUCGCACUUCUCUUUACUUUGGGCAUGUAAUUUUCUAUUGCAUAUGGGUUUGCCAAGGUUGAUCGGAGCAUUUCAGGGGCAGCGGCGAGCACCUUAUGCAUCUUCGUUUGUCGAGGGCUUUCAUGUUCAUACUUUGUACAAGGGUAAACAAGGGCCCUAGACAAGACGGGAUCUCGUUUAGGAACCUUGGAUAUUCUGCUUUUGUUUGAGGAGCGGGUCACAGCUGGGGAAUGGCUGCAGCAUAAAAUAUCACCUCGUCAUUCUUAGCAACGAAUACACAAGAAGAAGGCGUUUAAAAUCCACCACUGGCCUAUUCCAGGGGUUCACUGACCAAGGUGUCCUUGCUACGCCCCCUACGUAGCAAAUCAAUGAUCAUGAUCAAACUAG
Verruconis gallopava is the source of this 2026-nucleotide messenger RNA. RefSeq lists its product as uncharacterized. Lineage: Eukaryota; Fungi; Ascomycota; Dothideomycetes; Venturiales; Sympoventuriaceae. The record is from RefSeq and is a predicted model, not a curated record. Bases 627 to 1622 code for a protein of 331 amino acids. The transcript is spliced from 3 exons.